Messenger RNA from Drechmeria coniospora, 2046 nucleotides. RefSeq lists its product as uncharacterized. The record is from RefSeq and is a predicted model, not a curated record. The coding region runs from base 1 to 2046 and encodes 681 amino acids. NCBI's taxonomy places the organism in Eukaryota, Fungi, Ascomycota, Sordariomycetes, Hypocreales, Ophiocordycipitaceae. The transcript is spliced from 3 exons.
AUGUCGGGUCGCCCCGUCUCCGUCCCCGCCAUUGCCUCGCCGCGUCACCAGCAGUCUGAUCGUCCCUCCAUUCACCGCUCCGACCUCGUCCUCGUCCUCUCCCCAUCCGCCUCCAUCGCCCCCAUCCGUCCUCGCCUCCCGUCCGACCGAUUCAGGACGGUCAGACCUCCGGCCUACUGCCAAUCAACUCGUCCAGGCGACAUCUCGACGCCCGGCGGCCAACGUCUGGCCCGAGCCCUCGAGGCCGCCUCCGCCCGCCUCCUCGUCCGCUCCCCAUCCGCCUCGCCAUCCGUCCUCGUCACCCGUCCGGCCGAUUCAGGACGCUCAGACCUCGGGCCUAUCAGCUCGUCCAGGCAACAUCUCGACGCCCGGCUGCCAACGUCUGGCCCGAGCCCUGAGGCCGCCUCCGCCCGCCUCCGCCCGCCUCCUCGUCCGCUCCCCAUCCGCCUCCAUCGCCCGCGACAUCUCGACGCCCGGCGGCCAACGUCUGGCCCGAGCCCUCGAGGCCGCCUCCGCCCGCCUCCGCCCGCCUCCGCGUCACCCUCCCGCCAGUCGCCAGGUGCCCGGGGGCCCUGUGCGGACGCGAGGGCCAAGAUGCAGCAGUCCACGCCCGUCCUCGACUCGACCAUCUUCUCCUCCUUCACGCCGACGUCCACGUCCCGGCCGGCAACGCGCGAGGGUAGCAUCAGCGUCGAUCCGCUGCACCGUCCGCCGCUGCCCCAUCCGCCGCCCCUCUCGCCGCCGCCGCCGGUGCCUCCGUUUCAUCACCAGCCGCCGCAUUCCCCUCAGCCGCCGGGAACGCAGCCGUCGGCCUCGAGGGCCUCGGGAGCCGGAGCCGCCGUCAGGGACGCGCGCAAGCCCUCGCUGUCGUCCCGCAAGGCGAGCAGCACCUCGCUCCCAUCCCCGUCGGCACGCCGCCGCGGCUCCUCGGCGGCGUCCCUCGGCAGCACCUCGCCCUACGGCGUCGUCACCGACGCGACGGCGCCUCCGGCCCUGCCCGAGUAUGCUCUCCCAGCUGCGGCCAAGAUCCAGACGCGCGCCGACAGCGUCACCGACCUGAGAGGCCUGCGCAGUCCCGUCAGCCCCGACGCCUAUGCCCACACGCCCGUCCUCACGCCCACCCUCUCGCGCACGACGACGGCGAACGCGAUGCUCCUGAACGGCGUCUCGGGCCUCGGCCACCACGGCGAAUCGAGCGCGGUCCACCAGCACGUCGCCGACGUGGCCCACAAGCGCAUCUCGACGCUCGACUACCUACGCAAAGCGUUUGUCCUCCCCCUCCCCAUUCCUCCCCCUUUCGCUGAUGAUCGGCCCAGGCACGAAGGCCGCGUCUACUGGCUCAACACCUACCUCUUCGAGCGGCCCGACCUCGGCCGCAUGUCCUGCUUCGACCCCCGCAAGCUCGCCCGCAAGGCGACGAACCACCUGCUGCUGGGGCUGUCGAUCCCGACCAUCAACGACCUCUACUCGUCGUCGCCCCUCGAGUUCCUGCGCUGCCUCAACGCCCUGCUCGCCGAGUUCGACUCGUUCCAGCAGCUGCACGGCGACCACUCCUCGUCGGCGGCCGCGAGCCUCUCGCGCGCCCGCCUCCCCAACAUGUUCCGCCGGCCCGGCGGCGGCAGCAGGUCGCGCCGAUCGACGUCGGCCGCCGACGUGACGGCCGACGAAGGCCAGCAGCUCCCGCCGGCCGGCGCCUCGGGCGGUGCGCCGAGCGUCAUGAACUUUGCCGCCGCCGAGUCGGAGCUCUUCCCCGGCGAGGAGUACACGUACCUGCUGACGCCGUCGCUGCCCUUUGAGCCCGACUUUUUCGAGACGUUUGCGACGCUGUGCGACGUGCUCAUCGACUGCUACACGCGAUUCCUCUCCCUCGUCCCGACGCCCCGCGAGUGCACGACGCCCGUGGCUGAGCUGUUCGCCAAGGCCGACGGCAAGCUGCGCAAGAUCAUCGUCAACGGCGUCGUCAAGGAGUUUGAGGAGCACAGCCGGAGCCACGUCAAGACGGAGGUGGCGAGCAUCGGCAAGGUCGUCCUGGGCGGCCUGAUGUGA